Messenger RNA from Brugia malayi, 1176 nucleotides. Its product is annotated as cuticlin 1 precursor, putative. The record is from RefSeq and is a predicted model, not a curated record. NCBI's taxonomy places the organism in Eukaryota, Metazoa, Nematoda, Chromadorea, Rhabditida, Onchocercidae. The transcript has 5 exons. Bases 1 to 1176 code for a protein of 391 amino acids.
AUGCUUCGAUUAAUUAGCAUAUUAGUAGCAUUUAUUACUGUUGUAAAUGCUAUUCCGGUUGAUAAUGGUGUCGAAGGUGAACCAGAGAUUGAAUGUGGUCCAACAUCAAUCACUGUUAAUUUUAACACUCGAAAUCCAUUUGAAGGACAUGUUUAUGUGAAAGGACUGUAUGAUCAACAAGGAUGUCGCAAUGAUGAAGGUGGACGACAGGUAGCCGGAAUUGAGCUACCGUUUGAUUCAUGUAAUGUCGCACGUACACGUUCGUUAAAUCCACGUGGAAUAUUUGUCACGACAACAGUGGUCAUUUCAUUCCAUCCAUUGUUUGUCACAAAAGUUGAUCGUGCGUAUCGUGUACAAUGCUUUUACAUGGAAGCUGAUAAGACUGUUAGCACACAAAUUGAAGUUUCCGAGAUAACAACAGCAUUUGCAACACAAAUUGUACCAAUGCCUGUGUGUCGAUAUGAGAUUCUUGAUGGUGGACCAUCAGGACAACCGGUUCAAUUUGCUACUAUCGGACAACCGGUUUAUCAUAAAUGGACAUGUGAUUCUGAAACAGUUGAUACAUUCUGUGCAGUAGUACAUUCAUGCUUUGUUGAUGAUGGUAAUGGUGAUAAAGUAGAGCUAUUAAAUGCUGAUGGUUGUGCUUUGGACAAAUUCCUACUUAAUAAUUUAGAAUAUCCAACAGAUUUAAUGGCUGGACAAGAAGCACACGUAUACAAAUAUGCUGAUCGAUCACAACUUUUCUAUCAAUGCCAAAUUAGCAUAACAAUUAAGGAACCAAACAGUGAAUGUCAACGACCACAAUGCGCUGAGCCACAAGGUUUUGGCGCAGUUAAAACGCGCAAUGGUGUUGCAGCUGCAUCACGACAAGCUGCUGCAUUUAGAGUGCUGAAAAAGAGAGAUGUAAGAGAUGAGAAUGUUGUUGAUGUACGUACCGAUCUGAAUACAUUGGAUAUAAAUGAAGAGUUUACUUCACUGCCAAAUGCACUACGUCAUCGAUCAUCAUCACUCUUAGCACAUGAAAAUGGUCAUCCGGUAAUUGUCGCAACAAUGACACAAGGUAUAUGCAUGUCAGUGACCGGUUUUACACUUGCCGGUAUGCUAAUAUUUAUUAUUGUUUCUGUUGCUACCAUUGUUUCCAUUACAUUAUUACGAUCACAUUCUACCAAAGUUUAA